Molecule: messenger RNA, 4451 nt
Organism: Xenopus laevis (African clawed frog)
Lineage: Eukaryota; Metazoa; Chordata; Amphibia; Anura; Pipidae
Gene: ppp6r3.L
Product: protein phosphatase 6 regulatory subunit 3 L homeolog
Exons: 25
Coding region: 417-3044 (875 amino acids)
Cellular component (GO): nucleus; cytosol
Molecular function (GO): protein phosphatase regulator activity; protein phosphatase binding
Source: RefSeq, a predicted model, not a curated record
ACAAGUGUGGGGGCGGGAUAUCCCGAUCCAGGGGUUAUGCGCUUCCCUUGAUGGAGGAGGGGAGGGGUUGAAGAGUUGAUAUGUCCACCAUCUUGAAAACUCGCUUAUAGUGCUGAGCAAUUUUCCCGCCUGCUUGAAUAAGGUUGUUGGUCACUUCAGGCAUAAAAUUGGCCGUUGAAGCGAAUUUCAGAGACAAAUUCAAAACAACCUGAUGUAGGCAGGACACCCUGUAAUGGGCCAGGAGUUGAAAAAUCUUAUAGUUUUAUUUUCUUAAUUUUUUAAAAAAUUAUUUUAGCAGGACCCUUCUUUCUGUUGGAAUUUGAUGGACUAUUCUAUUGCCUUCAUCUGCCCAGUUCCCGUGAGACUCCCCUAAUGCCUUCUUACCACGGAGAAAAAUACUGACAUUUCACAGUAACAUGUUUGCAAUAUCAAGGAUGUUUUGGAAAUUCGACCUACAUUCGUCAUCUCACAUAGACACCCUUUUGGAAAGAGAUGAGGUGACCCUAAAAGAAUUGAUGGAUGAGGAGGACAUACUGCAAGAAUGCAAGGCUCAGAAUCGAAAGCUUGUUGAGUUUUUAUUAAAAGCUGAAUGCUUAGAAGACUUGGUAACUUUCAUAACUGAGGAACCACCCCAAGACAUGGAUGAGAAAAUAAGAUACAAGUAUCCUAAUUUGUCUUGUGAGCUGCUAACGUCUGAUGUGUCACAGAUAAAUGACAGACUAGGAGAAGAUGAAUCUUUACUCAAGAGACUAUAUGCCUUUCUUUUGAAUGAUCCUCCACUGAAUCCUUUGCUUGCCAGCUUCUUCAGCAAAGUGUUAAGCAUUUUAAUCAGCCGGAAACCAGAACAGAUUGUGGCAUUUUUAAAGCAAAAAGAUGACUUUGUCAACCUGAUCAUAAAACACAUAGGAACCUCUGCAAUCAUGGACUUGCUGCUAAGACUUCUUACAUGUAUCGAGCCACCACAACUGAGACAAGAUGUCCUAAAUUGGUUAAAUGAAGAGAAGAUCAUUCAAAGGCUUGUAGAAAUUGUUCACCCGUCACAGGAUGAAGAUAGGCACUCAAAUGCUUCACAGUCACUCUGUGAGAUUAUACGUCUGAGCAGAGAUCAGAUGCUACAAGUACAGAACAGCUCAGAGCCAGAUCCACUGCUUGCCACUCUGGAAAAGAAAGAAAUUUUAGAGCAACUUUUAUCAAAUAUAUUUUUGAAAGAGAAAAAUGAAUCCGCUAUAGUCAGUGCCAUACAGAUUUUGCUGACCUUAUUAGAAACCAGAAGACCAGCAUUUGAAGGGCAUAUAGACCUUUGUCCUCCUGGAGUGAACUAUUCUGCAUUUUCAGUCAAUAAAAAUGUAUUGGCAGCUAUUCAAGAGAGACUUCCAUCUUUUCACCAGCUCCUUCUGGACCCUCCAAAGACUGGUGUAAUGAAGACAACUUGGGGAAUUCUUGAUCCUCCUGUAGGGAAUACCAGGUUAAAUGUGAUAAGGUUAAUAGCAAGUCUACUCCAGACCAAUACACAUUCAAUCAACGAGGAGCUUAUUGAGCUGAACACAAUGGGAGUUAUACUGGACAUGUUUUUCAAAUACUCUUGGAACAAUUUUCUUCAUACCCAAGUAGAAAUCUGCUUAGCACUGAUUCUUGCUAGCCCUGGUGACUCUCCAGAGCACAGCACAAUAAGUGAGCAGAACUCCACUGGAGACCAUGUUCUUCUAAAGCAUCUCUUCUUGAAAUGCCACUUAAUAGAUAGAAUACUUGAAGCUUGGGCAAUGAAUGAAAAAAGACAGUCUGAAGGAGGACAGAGGUACGGCUAUAUGGGUCACUUAACACGAAUAGCAAACUGCAUUGUCCAUAGUAUAGAGAAGGGGCCAAACAGUGUUCUAGCCCACCAGCUUAUCAAAGAUUUGCCAACUGAUGCCCAGGAAAGAUGGGAAACCUUUUGCACAAGUUCACUGGGAGAAACAAACAAGAGAAACACAGUGGACCUGGUUACAACAAGACAUAUGCACUCAUCCAGCGAUGACGAAAUUGAGUUUAAAGACCCUGGAUUCUCGCAAGAUUCUGCCAUCCAGCAGGCCUUUUCUGAUUAUCAGAUGCAACAAAUGACGUCCAAUUUUAUUGACCAGUUUGGCUUCAACGAUGAGAAGUUUGCUGACCAAGAUGACAUCGGGAACGUCUCAUUUGAUCGAGUGUCGGACAUCAACUUCUCCCUCAAUGCAAAUGAAAGUGCUAACAUCGCUCUGUUUGAGGCCUGCUGCAAAGAAAGAAUACAACAGUUUGAUGACGGCGGAUCAGAUGAGGAAGACAUCUGGGAAGAGAAAAAUAUUGCCUUCCCCCAAGAAACCCAAAGGAGGUCAAGCUCAGGAAGCACAGACAGCGAAGAGAGCACAGACUCUGAAGAGGAGGAAACUGUUAAACAGGGAUUAUUUGAGUCAAGCACAGUCAACCACGAAGACAAAAUGGAAGUUGAUGCUAAUGAAGCAAGCAACUGGACUGCAAACUUUGACAUACCAAUGGAAACAGCACAUGUAGCAAGUCUGGACUCUGUUGGUUCUGACGCAUGGAGCACAGAAGAGCCUUUGUCCUCUAAAGAAACUGGCUGGGCUUCUUUUUCUGAGUUCACAUCUCCAAUUAAUACAAAGGAGACUAUAAGAAGUAGCUCUCCUGUUGAAAUGGAAACAAGCACAGAGCCAGUGGAUCCUCUCAGUGUAAAUGCAUCAGCACAAACAGAAGUUACUGUUGCUAUGGAUGCAGUUUCUGAUGGGGACGAGGAAGGGGAAAAUGCGGAUCAGAUGACAGAAACUGUGAUGAAUGGCAGCAUGAAGGAAACGCUCAGCCUUACUGUAGAUGCAAAAACAGAGACUGCUGUUUUUAAAAGUGAGGAAGGAAAACUGACUACCUCUCAUGAUUCUGCUUGUAAAUAUGGUGUAGUGGAAAACUUUGACUCAGCAAUGGAAAAUGCUCCUCCAACACAGCCCAGUAGUAGCAGUCAAGAGCAGAGAACCUCUGAACAAAUUGUGUUAGAUGGAGCUUCAGCCAAUGGGCCCGUAUGAUGUGAUACCUGUUGCUAAGUUGAAGACUUCUAACUGAUAUAUCCACAGGGGAUUUUAAUAGCGUACUUGAGGAUUUUGGAAGAAAUGCCUGUCAACGCCAGUCACUGCUGCACUAACUUUGCAAGGGAUCAGGACCAGCAACAUUUUUUUCCCCCUUUUUUUUUUGAUUUUAAGGUGUUGUACAGUGUAAAAAACAAAAAAAAAACAAUUGCACAUUGACAAAUAAGACUUUUUGUGUAUGUUUAUAUUGUAUUGUUCUAAAAACCAACAAAAAAACAAAAACCUGGUGCCCUGUGAAAUAAGAACUCACCACUUCAGUAAUAGUGAUACUAUGGUUAAAAUGGUUGUAAAAAUAGUUUUUAUACAGUGUAUACACAGAUCUAACCUAUUGAACAUAACUAUUUGACAAUUAGUGUGACCAAAGUAUUUACCAGUUCUCAUACCGUUAUUUCUAUUAUUUUUUUCCCACCUUGUACAAAAUUCAGUUUUCUUUCAGAAAAAGCAGGUAUGUUCACUUGGAUACAUUCUCUUGUCCAUGUUUAUCAGAAGUGACUUCGACAUGGAUAUUCAGUUUAUUGUCUCAUUUCGCUGCAAGCUUUUUUUUUUUUUUUUUUCUCGUUUCCCUUCCAAAUGAUUUUAAAUAUUUAUUUCAGGGCCAUAAAGUUUGUUAUAGUAAUAAGCCUUUAAGCUACAUUUAGCCUUGGUUUACUCGAGUACUAUUUUUAAAUACUUGUCCAGUGUUUUUUCAGGCGCCCCUCCCCCCCACCCUUUUUUAAAAUUUUAACUGUUUUUAGACUUUAAAUUUAAAGGAGAAACAAACCCGUACUAGAAAAAAAAAACCUACCCUGCGUAGACCAACCUCGCUCCUCCCCCACAGCCUAACCUGUCACCCCGGGCAAAUGCCCCUAAUUUAUUACUUGCCCCUCUGUGCAUAUCUGGCCUCACGAGUUCAUGGGCGCCAUCUUCUUUUUUUCGGGCUUCUUCGGAAUCUGAGCGGAAUUUCACCACAUGCUCAGUUGGAGUAAAUUUCCGGUUCCGAACAGCUGCGCAUGCACUGAAAGUUACAAAAGUGUCUAAGAAAAAUGUCACGAAAAUAUUUUGGAAAUUUUCGUGACUUUUGGUGCAUUCGCAGAAAAUUUCCGCUCAGAUUCCGAAGACCGAAAAAAGAAGAUGGCGUCUUUGAACUCCCAAAAUCAGAUGUGCACGGAGGGAUAAGUAAAAAAUUAGGGGCAUUUGCACGGGGGGGGGGCAGUUAGGCUGUGGGGGAGGAGGGAGGUUGGUCUACGCAGGGAUGGGGGGUAGGACUUUUUUCUAGUACGGGUUUGUUUCUCCUUUAAAUCUUUCACUGUUUUCCCCCCGUUUCCUUUAUCAGUGCAUGAAUUUUAUACCUGUUAUCAAGAUCAAAUU